GUGCUCAUCCCCAGCCCAGUGCAGUAUUGCAAGUCUAGUUCGUGUUGUGAAAAGUUGCCGUAAAAACGUAAAAUUGUUUGAAAAAAUGGUUGCUCGCGUCUGUGCUACACUGCUGCUGGCUUUGGCCAUGUUCGGAAGCAGCGCUCUGGCCCGCCCGGGAUACGCUGUUGAUUAUUAUGAUCAUCCCAAGUACGCGUUCAACUACGGUGUGGCCGACCACAGCACCGGCGAUGUGAAGUCGCAGCACGAAACUCGUGACGGAGACGUUGUCAAAGGACAAUACUCCCUGGUCGAGCCGGACGGUUCCGUGCGCACCGUGGACUACACCGCCGAUCCGAUCAACGGAUUCAACGCGGUAGUGUCGAAGACGGCCCCGCUCGUCCACGCUCACGCCCCCGUCGUCAAGCACGUCGUCCCGGCGGUGAAGGCCGUCCACCACGUGCCGGCCGCUCCCGUCGUACAGAAGGUCGUCUACGCUCACGAGCCACUCCUUCACGUAGCCAAGACGGGUCACUACACCGAGCACGCUCCGGCCGUCCACUACGGUGACUACGAUGGAUACUACGGACACUACGAUGAUAGCCACUACUACUAGGAAUCUCAAAGCGAGCGCAAGCCGGGCACAUUCGAUCGGUCGGCGUUGGAACCAUUUCAUACACCGGAGAGAAAUGAUUGAAUGCAAAUCAGGUGCCUUUCCGGGGGAGGAUGACGCUGACGCCGCAGCGAAGAUGAGCCCGUCAACACCUCACAUCUUACACAUGUUUCACAUUUUACACCCUCACACAACCAGUAUUGCAUAAUUGCAUUAGUUUGUAUGAUAUUAGGUGCGUAAGUCUACCGGCAGGAGAGCGAAAAGUGCAGGGAAGAUGCCGCCGCAUGUAAAUAAUAAAAUAACGAGGAUGCUGUUGAUAACUGCCUCUUAAAUA
Molecule: messenger RNA, 926 nt
Organism: Anopheles coluzzii
Lineage: Eukaryota; Metazoa; Arthropoda; Insecta; Diptera; Culicidae
Gene: Cpr62Bb
Product: larval cuticle protein A2B
Exons: 4
Coding region: 86-595 (169 amino acids)
Cellular component (GO): extracellular matrix
Source: RefSeq, a predicted model, not a curated record